Molecule: messenger RNA, 891 nt
Organism: Ipomoea triloba (trilobed morning glory)
Lineage: Eukaryota; Viridiplantae; Streptophyta; Magnoliopsida; Solanales; Convolvulaceae
Exons: 1
Coding region: 178-717 (179 amino acids)
Source: RefSeq, a predicted model, not a curated record
GAAAACGAAUGCAAAGGAGGACGGCAACUACGACGACCUUCCAAGAGAUUAGUACAAAUCCCAUCAUGUCGUGUAAGGAUAAUAUCCAUUUCUAGCUCGCUCGCUUUGGUCAAGAAUGAUUAAAUUCAUUAAUCUCCACGAAAUUACACACGACACAAAAAGAAUCUUUUGGUCGGGAUGGGAAAUUGGAGCUGUUUCCGACCAAGGGGGGUUACGGCAAUAACGGCGAAGCUCAUCCACUGGGACGGCGAGCUCGAGGAGUUUAGUUUUCCGGUGAGGGUCUCGAGUCUCCGGGCGGGAAACGAGGAUUCCGAGGUUUUGAUCGUCUGCGACGCGGACGAGAUGGGGUUAGGGGAGUUUGUGUCGGCGGUUGAGGAUUUGGUGCCGGGAAAGCUCUACUUUGAGCUGCCGGGGAGUUGGGUGUCGCGGCGGCUCCGGGCGGAGGUCAUGGGUUCCUUGGCCGUGAAGGCGAGUACGGCUCUGGCGGCGGGCGGCGGCACCGGGGAGAGAUUCCGGUGUUGCUUCAUCGGGGGCGAGGCUAGGAAGGUUGAGCCGUUGGUGAUGGUUGAUGACGAUGAUGAGAUCGGGCGAUUUGGUGGUAGGUCGACGGCGGUUUCCGCCGUCGUAGACGGUGGCGGGCGGCGAGUUGUGGGGAAUGGUGUUGCAUGCAAGAAAGGCAAAUUUACCCCUCAAAUGAGCAUGAUCAUUGAAGAAUAAAAUGCUACAUAGUAGUAAUAUAAUUAUAUUAGUUGCAUUAUUUGCAUGUCAUUAGUCCACCGCAGCAUAUUUCUUCGGCUAAUUUUAUGUUUGUUUUGAGUCUUUUGUAAUAAAAUUCGUGGUUGUAUGAACUAGACAUGAACAUGGUUGUAAUUAAUUUAUGGGCAUAUAUAU